CGGGUGCCGUCACUGCGGAGGGGCCUGCGGGCGCGGCCGGGCGGAGCAGCCCCGUCCCCGCAGCGCGCGCCCCGCCCCGCCCCGGCUGCCGCCCCCUCCCCCGCGGCUCCGCCCCUCCAUCCUUGUGUUUUUCUCCUGCUCGGGCGGCGGCGGAGGCGGCGGCGGCGGCGGCGCGGGCUGCAAUGAAUGAGCCCCCGGCCGGGGGCGAGGACGCCAGGUGAGCGCGGCAGCCCCGGGACCCCGGCCAUGGCUCCCUAGGGGGCGCGGGAGGACCACCCCCGGCCCGGCGCCUCUUCCUCUCAUUGUUGCCGUCGCCCCCUCGGCCGGCAUGGGGCGGGCUCCGGGCUCCGGCGCUCGGCGGGCGCGGCUCCCCAGGCUGCCCGGGGCCGCUGCCUGAGCCCCGGCCGCCCGCGCAGCGAGGACCCGGCGGCCACCCGGCACCUCCGCCCUCGGGGGCUGCAUGCGGAUCGCGGAGCGGCGCCUGGGGGCCGGGCGGGCCCCGCCGAGCCGAGCCUAGGGGACCCCCGCCCCGCCGCCCGGGAGCCCCCCACCCCCGCCCUCCGCCCCCGCGACCGAGCAGCAACAUGGCCGGUAAAAGCAAGGCCAGCGAGGCCCUGAAGGUGGUGGCCCGCUGCCGCCCCCUGAGCAGGAAGGAGGAGGCGGCGGGUCACGAGCAGAUCCUCACCAUGGACGUGAAGCUGGGCCAGGUGACCCUGCGCAACCCGCGCGCCGCCCCCGGGGAGCUGCCCAAGACCUUCACCUUCGACGCGGUGUACGACGCCAGCUCCAAGCAGGCGGACCUGUACGACGAGACCGUGAGGCCCCUCAUCGACUCGGUGCUGCAGGGCUUCAACGGCACGGUGUUCGCCUACGGACAGACGGGCACCGGCAAGACCUACACCAUGCAGGGCACCUGGGUGGAGCCCGAGCUGCGCGGGGUCAUCCCCAACGCCUUCGAGCACAUUUUCACCCACAUCUCACGCUCCCAGAACCAACAGUACCUGGUCCGGGCCUCCUACCUGGAGAUCUACCAGGAGGAGAUCCGAGACCUGCUCUCCAAGGAGCCCGGCAAGCGGCUGGAGCUGAAGGAGAACCCCGAGACCGGGGUGUACAUCAAAGACCUGUCCUCCUUCGUCACCAAGAACGUCAAGGAGAUCGAGCACGUGAUGAACCUGGGCAACCAGACCCGGGCGGUGGGCAGCACGCACAUGAACGAGCUCAGCUCCCGCUCCCACGCCAUCUUCGUCAUCACCAUCGAGUGCAGCGAGCGAGGCUCCGACGGCCAGGACCACAUCCGAGUGGGCAAGCUCAACCUGGUGGACCUGGCGGGCAGCGAGCGGCAGAACAAAGCCAACCCCACCUCCACUGGAGGUUCCAACACCCAGGCCGCCGGCAGUGGUGGCGGGGCUGGGAGUGGGGGUGGGUGCGGUGGCAACGGUGGAGAGAGACCCAAGGAAGCCUCCAAGAUUAACCUGUCGCUGUCGGCCCUGGGCAACGUCAUCGCCGCCCUGGCUGGCAGCCGCAGCACCCACAUCCCCUACCGGGACUCCAAGCUCACCCGACUGCUCCAGGACUCCCUGGGGGGCAACGCCAAGACCAUCAUGGUGGCCACCCUGGGGCCGGCCUCCCACAGCUACGACGAGAGCCUCUCCACCCUACGCUUUGCCAACCGGGCCAAGAACAUCAAGAACAAGCCCCGCGUGAACGAGGACCCCAAGGACACACUGCUGCGGGAGUUCCAGGAGGAGAUCGCCCGUCUGAAGGCCCAGCUGGAGAAGAGGGGGAUGCUCGGAAAGCGGCUGCGGAGGAAGAAUAGCCGCAGGAAGAAGGCUGUGUCCGCCCCGGCCGGCUACCCAGACAGGCCUGUCAUCGAGGCCUGGGUGGCCGAGGAAGAGGAUGACAACAACAACAACCAUCGGCAGCCCCAGCCCAUCCUGGACUCCGCCCUGGAUAAGAACAUGGAGAACUACCUGCAGGAGCAGAAAGAGCGGCUGGAGGAGGAGAAGGCGGCCAUCCAGGACGACCGAAGCCUGGUCAGCGAGGAGAAGCAGAAGCUGCUGGAGGAGAAGGAGAAGAUGCUGGAAGACCUGCGUCGGGAACAGCAGGCCACGGAGCUGCUGGCAGCCAAGUACAAGGCCAUGGAGAGCAAGCUGCUCAUCGGAGGCCGGAACAUCAUGGACCACACCAACGAGCAGCAGAAGAUGCUGGAACUGAAGAGGCAGGAGAUAGCCGAGCAGAAACGCCGAGAGCGGGAAAUGCAGCAGGAGAUGAUGCUUCGGGACGAGGAGACCAUGGAGCUGCGGGGUACCUACACGUCCCUGCAGCAGGAGGUGGAGGUCAAGACCAAGAAGCUCAAAAAGCUCUAUGCCAAGCUGCAGGCGGUGAAGGCAGAGAUCCAGGACCAGCACGACGAGUACAUCCGUGUGCGGCAGGACCUGGAGGAGGCGCAGAAUGAGCAGACCCGGGAACUCAAGCUCAAGUACCUGAUCAUCGAGAAUUUCAUCCCCCCAGAGGAGAAGAACAAGAUCAUGAACCGGCUCUUCCUGGACUGUGACGAGGAGCAGUGGAAGUUUCAGCCUCUCGUGGCAGCCGGAGUCAACAACAGCCAAAUGAAGAAGAGACCAACAUCUGCAGUGGGCUACAAGAGGCCCAUCAGCCAGUAUGCUCGGGUUGCCAUGGCAAUGGGGUCCCACCCCAGGUACCGGGCUGAAAACAUCAUGUUUUUGGAGCUGGAUGUGUCCCCUCCAGCUGUCUUUGAGAUGGAAUUCUCUCACGACCAAGAACAAGACCCCCGGGCACUCCACAUGGAGAGGCUCAUGCGAUUGGACAGCUUUCUGGAAAGACCGUCCACAUCCAAAGUCCGGAAGUCCAGAUCCUGGUGCCAGAGUCCCCAGCAGCCUCCACCUCCGUCCACACACGCCUUGCCGGCCGCCGCUGUUCCACACCCCACACCCGUGCUAGACCAUGAGUGACCAGCUUCAGUCAUGCCUGGACCAUCUUGUCCUCUGCUUGGUGUGUGUGUGCGCGUGCGUGCGUAUGUGUGUGUGUGCGUGUGCGUGUGUGCGUGUGUGCGUGUGUGUGUGUGUGUGUAAGGGGAAGAUGCCGGCAGACACCCCUGCCCGCUCUACCUGCCUCUUUUAUUUAAUUCCUGUUAUUUAUUCGUGAAGCUCAGUGGGCAUGGGAGACAUGCCCUCGCCUGGACUGCUGGGGUCACUUCAGAGCCUCUUCUCCUUCUGACUGUUGCUGACCCCCACCCCCUGCCCACCUGCCAACCCCAGCAGAGGGGGCAACUGGUGCCUGAGAAGCGAACACUCCAUCUGCCUCAUGCCCCAAGGUCCGUCUCCUCUGCUGAAGGUGGGUGAACACCCUCCCAAGAAUUUUUUAGGCCUAGAAACACACUUGGUGUCUGGUGCCACCUCCUGAGAAGUCCGGGCCUCUGGGUCCAGCAAGGAGAAGCUUGCUGUCCACUCUCUGGGUCCCUUGGAUGGAGGCCUUUUCAAGGAUGUAACUGGCCUCACAAAUACAGCCAUGCUCAAGCCUGGGCGAGAACUCCUGGCUUUCCCACAUACUCUGCCUUCCUUCCCCAUCCUGGGGGGUGAGGAGUGCAGGGUCAUUACCCAGUCCAUCCUGGGAGCUGCAGCAAAUGGAGACAUCAAGGGGAGGCCCAUCUUCAAGCCCUUUUAUUUCUGUCCCCUCUGAGAGAAGCCACAAACCGGCUCCCAGUUCUUCCCUGCAGUCCAGACACUGCUGUUGCUUUCUCCUGGCUUCACAAAGGGGGUGAGAUCAAACACACACACACACACUUCUAGCACCCGGCGUAGAGACCCAGCUGCACUCAGCCAGCUCUGUUCCUGAGACAACUCUGCUUGGUGGUGGGGCCCUGGGGGAGGCUCCUCACCCUCCUCUGUGACAUUUCAAGGUGCCACCGGUAUCUUGAGCAAAUAGUAAAUAUCUACCAAAAAGACUAAAGAGAGAGAGGUUAAUUUCCAUGGACUUGACUUUUGGGUUUUUUAAGCGUUUAUCUUGGUGCAGGGGCAGAGAGAGAUCAACAGGAAAGCAAAGCUUCCCUCGCCCACCCCAAUUGUGGGAGGCUGAGGGGCGCAGGCAGCUGACAGAUGUGCCUGGCAUUAGGUGCUUGGGAUUUUGCACCAGAGGUGGGGGGGGGGGGUUGUCAGAGCCCAGUCAUUCUCACCAGGAAAUGAGCCCUCCUGGCACAGUUCAAGUUCGGCACAAAGGACCAAGCUGCAGUUUGGUUUAUUCUGCAACAUUGUCAUUUUUGCUCCAGUCCCCGGACUGCAUGGUUGGGCAACUCAACUGCCAUUGGCCUUUGUCUUUGAAGGAAGAAGGGACAAUUUGUCAUCUAAGCCCAGGAGAUUAUUUGAGGCUCAGGAUUCAAGACAAAGGUCUGGCUGCAUCUGGGAACAGAGUUGUGUGCAGAGAUCCCUCCAGGGGGCCUCUUCCCCCCCACUGACUGCUUCCUUGUUUGUGAAUGAAACCACAUGUCUCCCCUGAGCCCCCAUUCAUCACUUGGACACAUCGUAGCUGCAUUGUGCACCCCUCAACCCUCACUGUCUUAGAGCACAAAGUAUCCCACUUCACCACCCCCGUCUGAGGGCUGGUGCAGUGGAGGAGAAAUUCCUGCCUGCAGAGUUCUGUCUUUGUGUGUGGGCGUGCGCGUGUCUGUAUGUGUUUACUUCCGCUGGAAAGGCCUUGUACUCAGCGUCAGACAUGCUGGGAACAGGACUGGCGGGGUGGCUGGCUCUCAGUCUCUGUCUCUUCCUCUCUCUUUUCCUUUUUGGUGUAUCAAGCACUUGAUUGAUAGACUAAGGGCCUGGAUUAGGACCAAAUUUCCGUGUCUGUGGCUAUGAUCUUCGUGUAGGACAGCAGUUCACACGUUGGCCUAUUCUCGUCACUCUGUGACCAUGAAGGACCCAUGUAAUAUAUAGAUAUAUAUAUACAGCAUCCCCUUGUCUCCCCAGUUUAGGAUGAGGCCUCUGUGGAGCUGAAAGGCACCGCCGCCUGGUGCACCCAGCUGUCACCGGCCCCAGCCCUGUUCGGAUUAACACAAUCGAUAAUAAAGGAAUGAGUAUCGUUAUACAACU
Molecule: messenger RNA, 5102 nt
Organism: Erinaceus europaeus (western European hedgehog)
Lineage: Eukaryota; Metazoa; Chordata; Mammalia; Eulipotyphla; Erinaceidae
Gene: KIF3C
Product: kinesin family member 3C
Exons: 8
Coding region: 585-2972 (795 amino acids)
Biological process (GO): microtubule-based movement; mitotic spindle assembly
Cellular component (GO): spindle microtubule; nucleus
Molecular function (GO): plus-end-directed microtubule motor activity; microtubule binding; ATP binding
Source: RefSeq, a predicted model, not a curated record